AUGGGUUUCCUAAUUGGGGGCUCCUGCUUCGCCCCAUCUACUCCUCUCCAUUCUCGAUUCCUCCCAUCCCCUUCUUCUUCUUCUUCUUCUCCGUCGCAGUUUCUGCUUCUUUGCUCCAGCAAUGUCGCCAAGUCCAAGCGUCGCCGACCACCAUCGGCUUCUCUGCGCCGCCAAGAUGCCAACGACGACGAUGCUUCCGUUAAGAGAAGAGCUUUUGUUCUUGUGGGCAUCUCCGUUCUUCCGUUUUUGCAGCUUCGAUCGCCGGCUAUGGCGGAUGAAAGAGACGACAAUGAGAUAAAGACAUCAAAGCUUAAUCAAGAAGCUGAGGUUGCAGUUAGUGAAGGAACAUCCCCAAAUCCAUUUCUGUCUCUCUUAAAUGGUCUUGGAAUUUUUAGUGCUGGUGUUCUUGGUGCUCUCUAUGCUCUGGCUCGGAAAGAUACACAAACUGCUGAAGAAACCAUCGAAUCUCUAAAGAAGCAGUUGAAAGACAGAGAAAGAGCACUAGUUUCCAAGGAGAAAGACUUUGAAGCAAGACUGCAGCGCGAGCAGGAAGAGCGGAAGAAAGAACAAAAAAAGGCAGAAGAGGAACAGUUGUCAUUGAUCAACCAGUUGACUUCUGCAAAGGAUGUGGUGACAGGGUUAGGCCGAGAGCUAAGCAGCGAAAAGAAAUUAUGUGUGGAGCUUAAAGCUCAAAUCGAAAGUCUGCAAACUAAUCUAUCAAAGGCUGGUGAAGACAAAAAGGCACUUGAAACAGAGCUCAGAGAAAAGCUUGAUCUGGUUGAGAUGCUACAAGACCGGAUCAACUUGCUUAGUUUGGAGCUGAAAGAUAACGAAGAAAAAGCUCAACGUAUUAGCACAUCGCUGGCAGCAAAAGAAGCAGAGCUGAAGAAUCUCAACUCUGCUUACACUCAAACAAGCCGAGAUCUUGCUGAAGCAAAGUUAGAAAUCACACAGCUGAAGGAAGAAGUCACAAGAAUUCAGACUGAAUUGGACUCGAAGAAUUCCGCCAUUGAAGAGUUAAACACGAGAACAAGCACUUUAGUGGCUGAGAAAGAGAGUUAUAUCCAAAAGCUUGAUGAUGUUUCGAAAGACUACAGUGCUUUGAAAGUGACUUCUGAAGCGCGAGCAGCUGCUGAUGCGGAGCUCAUUAGCAGGAAAGAGCAGGAGAUUCUGCAGCUAAAGGAACAGCUAGAUCGUGCGCUAAAUGAUGUAAAUGUGUAUAAGGACAAAGUUGCUGAGUUGACUGAGAAGUACGAAGACUCGAAGAGAAUGCUGGAUAUAGAACUGACUAAUGUUCAAAAUUUGAGGCAUGAACUUGAAGGAACAAAGAAAACACUUCUGGUAUCUCGAGAUCGUGUCUCUGACCUGGAAAAGCUGCUUGAUGAGUCGAGAGCUUUGUGUUCAAAGUUUGAAUCAGAGCUUUCUAAAGUUCACGCAGAGUUUGAUAAAGCUAAGGAAAGAUAUGAAAAGAAGCUUGACGAGGCAAAACGAGACGGUGAGAUUUUGGCUAGCGAACUUGCAGUGGAGAAAGAUCUUCUGAAGAAAGCUAAAGACAAGCUUGAGGGACUGACCCAUGAACUCGAAGAGUCUACUGCCAAGAACCAGAGCCUCCAGAAGGAACUAGUGGAGAUUUACAAGAAAGCCGAAACCUCUAACAAGGAAUUGGAAGCGGAGAGAAAGACGGUUUUGGCAUUGAACAAAGAGGUGAAAGCAAUGGAAAAGCAGAUGUUGAUGGACAGGGAGGCGAGGAAAUCACUUGAAACAGACCUCGAAGACGCAGUUAAGUCCUUAGAUGAGAUGAACAAGAACACGUCGACACUGUCACGAGAGCUUGAGAAGGUGAAUACCCAUGUCUCGAGCUUGGAGGACGAGAAAGAAGUGCUGCAAAGAUCACUAGAAGAGGCAAAGAACGCAUCUAAAGAAGCUAAGGAAAACGUGGAAGACGCUCAUAUCCUCGUGUUAAGUCUAGGAAAAGAGAGGGAAGUGCUAGAGAAGAAAGUGAAGAAGCUCGAGGAGGACUUGGGCUCUGCAAAGGGAGAGAUACUGCGCAUGAGGAGCCAACCGAAUUCUGUAAAAGCUGUGAACAGUACAGACGACAAAGAGAAGAGUGACGAUAAGGUUACUGUGAAGAAAGUUGUCAGGAGGAGAAAGAGCAGCACCAGUUCUUGA
Thlaspi arvense is the source of this 2169-nucleotide messenger RNA. Lineage: Eukaryota; Viridiplantae; Streptophyta; Magnoliopsida; Brassicales; Brassicaceae. The record is from the annotation of a GenBank genome assembly.